GACCCCCUUGGAAGAUAACUAGAACGUUGCUGCUUCACAAUCUUUCUAUUGUAGUGCCAACUCAUAGCGUUUACUUUUCAGAUAUUGGACACACUCACGCUAUACUUUUCUAUACCCAUUGAGCAGAUCGAUACAAGCAUUCAACACAAGACUCAUCCGCCCAAAUCCACAAUGGCACCGCUCCCACCAACCCUCCAGACUCUUCCCACAAGCGUCGAAAACAUCCUUACAAACAUCCACAAACGCUCAUCAGACUGCACAUAUUACGACACAUCAUGCAACACGCACCGGAUUGCCAUCCUUGUUAUCAUCGUCUUUGUCGGCGCUCUUUUCGGUCUUACUCUCUCUUUCUACUACGCCCGUGGUCGGAAGAGGAGGACCGCCAGGGAGAGGGCAAGUAGGAUAGCAACGCAGCAUAAGAGGAUGGGUGAUCCGUUCAAUGGAAUGGCAUAUGAGGCGCCGCCGCCGUAUAUGCCAAAGGUGCCCGAGAAUGUUGCUAUUUUGAGGCGAUGAAGGCUAUCACCAGGAAGACGAGGAAUAACAGCGAAUGGUGGUGGUGUGCACCCGAUGGUGGUAGACAAUCUUCGCAUGCUUCGACACAUUGAGAGUGACACAGAUACACAUCUCAAGCAGCACUUGGGCAUACCACGGUGGGCUACACAUCCAGCAACACCAAUCUAGGAUCUCGCCCCGCCCUUACCGCGCCAAUACUCUCGAUUUCUCAGCAAGC
This is a messenger RNA of Cucurbitaria berberidis CBS 394.84, 730 nucleotides long. RefSeq lists its product as uncharacterized. Bases 172 to 513 code for a protein of 113 amino acids. The transcript has a single exon. Lineage: Eukaryota; Fungi; Ascomycota; Dothideomycetes; Pleosporales; Cucurbitariaceae. The record is from RefSeq and is a predicted model, not a curated record.